AUGGCUAAGAGUAGUUGGAGGAAAAAUCCGCAGAGGCCUCGCCAAGGGCUUGGAAAUGGACUGAGUUCCAUGGGAGCUCAUAAUUCCCGGGCGGGUGGUGUUGAUCGGAAAAGGAAGAUAAAGCAGCACGACCAGCAGCUUUUUAUGACUACCAAAGAUUAUAGUCUGCGGCUUCAAGAGGUUUUAUACACUCCCGAGUACAUUUUCACCAAGAUUUUCCGAAAGGAUGGUCCAGCGCUUGGUGAUCAGUUUGAUUCACUUCCCUCCGAUGCUUAUCCCAGUGGUAAGAAGGUUUCUACGCAGACAUGUUUAAACUUCCAAGCUUGUUCUGAAAACAUUUCACCAGUAAGGCAUGGUAUUGGGAAGGGCCUAGUGACGGCAAAGGGUGCUCCAGUAAAGAAACAUGGCAUAGGCAAAGGUUUUAUGACUCAAAUUGGUGUACCUGGGAAAACACAUGGAAUUGGGAAAGGUCUGAUGACGGUUAGGCCACGGGCAUAUCCAGAUGCUUGUGAUUUUCCUGGUUACUGCACUGAGAGCACCACCCAGAAGAAGAAAAGAGAAAAACCACGAGAAUCUAUUCAGAGAAAAUUGGCAAACAAAGAACUGUCUAAGAGGAAGACUUCACUAAGAAGUAGAAAGGUUGAAUGCCAGAAAUUUCAGAAGCAGAAGAAGCCUCACAAAGAAAAAUGUCACCUUGCUCUUGAAGAUAUGCGAUGUCUAGAAAACACAGAAAUCAUGAUAUUACAGGAUGAUGAGGAAUUGGAGCUGACAGAAUUACAAUCAGGAUCGAAUUCGUUAACUUGUUCUGCUCAUUUGGUGACCAGUGGUUCUAAUGGUUGCUCCCUUUGCAAAGACCUGCUUGCCAAGUUCCCUCCAAAUUCUGUCUCAAUGAGGCAACCAUUGUCUAUGCAACCUUGGGCUUCCUCGCCAGAGCUAGUGAACAAACUUUUUAAGGCAUUCCACUUCCUUUGUACAUAUGCUGUAACAUUGAGUAUAUCUUCGUUCACCUUUGAUGAGUUUGUGCAAGCAUUUCAUGAUAAGGUAUCAUUGUUGCUUGGGCAAGUCCAUGUGUCCCUUCUCAGGGUACUCUUGUCAGAUGUUGACAAGGAGCUGAGUAGGGGACUUAACUCGCAUGCAAUAAAAAAUUGCAAAUUUUUGUGCUUGCUUCAUUCGAUUGAACAUCAGCGCGUUGUUACGGAGUUAUGGCAGAAAUCACUUAACCUACUAACAUGGACAGAAAUACUACAUCAAGUGUUGGUUGCAGCUGGCUUUGGUUCUAAGCUUGGUAAGAUGGAGAAGGCAGGAUACAACAAGGAAGUCAAUCUUAUGGAUAAGUAUGGGCUUAUUCCUGGUACACUGAAGGGAGAACUAUUCAGUAUUUUGUUGACCCAAGGAAAUGGUGGAAUGGAAGUAUCAGAGUUGGCAAGAUCUUCAUCUUGGGGAGUAUUUUCUGUGAUGAAGAUUGUUGAGUUGAAUCUCACUGAUAAAGUCCACGACCUGGAGAAUUUAGUCACCUCAGCUCUCUCUGGUGACAUAACAUUGUUUGAGAAGAUUUCCUGCUGUGGAUAUCGUUUAAGGAUCCAUGCAACUGAAAAUGAAUGUGAAGACUAUCCUUCUGAUUCAGAAGACUUUGGGAGUGGAGAUGACAUUUCUGAAGUCACUGGCGGAGACGAUACAAAUGACUCUGUCUACGAGUUUAGAGAUUCCAGUACGUUGAAAACUGAUGUUGGUAAAUCUGAUGAUAUUCUGACAGUAAGUGAUGAAAUUGAUGAGAGCCAUCCAGGAGAAGCAUGGUUGUUAGGACUUAUGGAGAGUGAAUAUUCAGAUUUAAAUGUUGAUGAGAAGCUCAGUGCAUUAGUUGCAUUGAUUGAUCUACUUCAUGGCGGAUCCAGUAUCAGGAUGGAGUUACUCACCGGUAUGCGAAAAUAUACUGUGCUUCUCCAGGAUAUCAUGAUAUCAAAUGAGGAAUUUGCUCCAAAUAUUAGUCAGUAUGGUUCUGGUGCAAAAAUAAAAAGAUCAAUGACGAAUUGUUAUAACUCGCUCGCACAACCAGAAAGCUAUGGUGGGCAAAGGUUUGCUGGACUGGUCAUAAAUUCAACAGAACCAAUUGAUUCAUUGGUUGUUAUGUCAAAGAUUGGUGAAGAAGAGAAGCAUGCCAACAUGAGAAAGAUUGCCGAACAAAUGGAAGCAGAGGAGUGCUUACAUUCUAUGCAGUCUGUAUAUCUGGGUUCCGAUAGAAGAUACAAUAGGUACUGGUUAUUCUUGGGCCCUUGUGAUGAAUCUGAUCCUGGGCAUCGGAGAGUUUACUUUGAAUCUUCUGAAGACGGUCACUGGGAGAUGAUUGACACUAAAGAGGCUUUGUGUCAAUUAUUGUCAAUUCUGGACCGUCGGGGUGCCAGAGAGGCUCGCCUUAUAGUAUCCUUAGAAAAGAGAGAAGCCAUUCUAAGCCAAACGAUGUCCAAUAUUCAAAGUGAUGUUGAAAAUAGGCAGCUGCCCCAGCCAGCUCAUUCUGAAUUAAGUGCUUCUAGGGAUGAUAGUUCCUCACCAGUGUCUGAUGUAGAUAAUCUAUCCAGCUCGAUUGGAAUGCAAAAUGAAUCACCAUCUUCUACUGGCGCAGUAGAUGUCGAAGCAUGGAAGAAAGGAGAGCGGAUGGCAGAAAACCAUUCUCAUGCGUUUGAUGCUGGAAUAUGGAGGUCUUUUUACUAUGAACUCAAUACUGUUAAGCAUGGAAACAAGACAUAUCUUGACUCACUCAGAAGAUGUGAUCAGUGUCAGGACCUCUAUUGGAAAGAUGAAAAGCAUUGUAGAUUGUGCCACACUACAUUUGAGCUUGGAUUUGACUUAGAAGAAAAUUACGCUGUUCAUUCUGCAGUCUGUCGCGCCAAUAUUAAUAUUACUGAAAAACGAAAGCAAAAGGUUUUAUCUUCCCAAUUGCAAGCACUUAAAGCUGCUAUAUAUGCUGUAGAGUCUGCUAUUCCUGAAGAUGCAUUUUUGGGGUCUUGGAAAAAAUCUGGAAAUCUAUGGGUUAAUAGAUUACGACGUGCCUCCAAUUUGACAGAGUAUCUACAGGUCUUAUCUGAUUUUGUUACUGCCCUCAAUGAAGAUUGGUUUUAUGAAGACGAUGUUUUGGGUUCUCAUGGUACCUCAGAUGACAUUAUUUCGAACUUUUCAACCAUGUCUCGUACGUAUUCUGCAGUCGCGCUGUGGUUGGGCGGUGGUUGUUGGCAGAACCACGCACAUCACGACAUCAGAACAAAUUCAGUCCACCGUCGACGUCAUCCUCUCCUCGGCGUCACAACCUCCGCCGUGAAACUCAACGCCUCCGAUGAACCUGUGUUUUUAACGAUUUCUUUGCCUCCGGCUGUCGUCACCGGUGUUCGCCUGCGCCACGCCACCGCUUCCUAUUUCCGGUACCCGAGAUCGAAUAAAGCUCUGAAACAGUGGUGGCGACAUCUUCGAGGGCGAUGGUGGGUGAUGGCGCGCCCGUGGAUGGACGGCCGUCGAUCUGUCGGAGGGCCCGGCAAGUACUCGGUGGUGGCUCAACUGGCCUUCGCGGCCCUCUUCUGUGAGAUGCGAUGCUCUGAGGGGAGCUUUUUCGCCGGGGAGAUGCUAGCGCCGUUUUUCGGUUUCAGCCUCGGAGCUGGGAGUAAGUGGCGACAGCUGUUUCUCCUCCGGUAUCUUCGUUGCGGCGGCCCUCUGGCGCUCUCAGGGAGAGGGCUGCGACCCCAAUUUCCUGAUCUAGGGUUUGGGGUGGAGACUUUGUCCGACCAUUUUGUUUAUCUUGGCCUUAAUCUGGGUUUUGAAGUCGCGGUCGCCGGCUCUGGUUUGGGGAGAUAUUCGGCUCUGGUACGCGGCGUUGGUCGGCUCCGGUUCUGGGCGUCGGUUUCAUGGUCGACGGGCCUGGUUCAGAGCGUUCGUCAGCGUUUGUUGGGCUGGGCUUUUUGCUCGAGGUGUCAGUGGAGUUGUUCGUCUGGACGAGGAUUGGGCCCGAUGGUUCCCAACACAGUUAGGCAUUCGUUUGCAGUUUCUGGGUCGGGCUCCUGGGCCGUGAUUCUACCAUUGUUGUGCUUGGUGUGUUUCGUCUAUUGGGUAGGACUGUAUUUUUGGUCUGGGCACUUUGCCUCUGUGCUUAUGUUCUGUAUUUUCGGUCUGGGCCUUUGGCCUCAGUUUGAGCGGGAGCAAUUUAUUAUCCUGUGGAGAUCAGCUCCUGUCUCUAUUCUCCUAUCCGCCAGUCCUCUGGCGGAAACUGAAUUGCCACAACAACUGACUCCCGACACCCGCUGCAACAGACUCCUAGACUUCUGGCGAAGACCUCCAGUAUGGCAGAGGCGAAACAUAUGGCCCAGGCGUGGAAUUAUUUUCUGGCAGAGGACGAUGAACGACGGAGAUUUGUCAUCGACAGGCACUUCAGUGAACAUAGUUGUUGGAUCUCACGUUUGGAUUGAGGACCCUAGACUUGCUUGGAUUGAUGGACAGGUUUCGAAGAUCAAUGGCCAGGAAGCUGAGAUCCAAACGCGUGAGGGAAAGAAGGUUGUUGCCAAGUUAUCAAAAAUUUAUCCUAAAGACAUGGAAGCUCCUGCAGGUGGUGUUGAUGACAUGACAAAACUAUCUUAUCUGCAUGAGCCUGGAGUACUCGAGAAUCUAAAAACAAGAUAUGAACUCAAUGAGAUUUAUACUUACACUGGAAAUAUUCUGAUAGCUAUAAAUCCGUUCCAAAAACUGCCUCAUCUUUAUAAUCCACAUAUGAUGCAACAAUACAAGGGAGCUCCUUUUGGAGAAUUGAGCCCACACGUGUUUGCAGUUGCUGAUGUUGCGUACAGGGCCAUGAUAAAUGAAGGUAAAAGCAACUCUAUUUUGGUGAGUGGCGAAAGUGGUGCAGGUAAAACUGAGACCACAAAAAUGCUUAUGAUGUACCUGGCCUUCUUGGGAGGCCGGGCAGCAACAGAAGGACGUACUGUUGAACAACAAGUUCUUGAAUCCAACCCGGUUCUUGAAGCAUUUGGGAAUGCUAAAACGGUUAGAAAUAACAAUUCCAGCCGGUUUGGUAAAUUUGUUGAGAUUCAAUUUGACAAGCAAGGGAGAAUAUCAGGAGCAACUAUUAGAACUUAUCUUCUUGAAAGAUCUCGUGUUUGCCAAGAAAUUGACAAGUACAAAUUAGAUCAUCCCAAAACAUUUCAUUAUCUUAAUCAAUCCAAAUGCUAUGAGCUGGUUGGUGUGAAUGAUGCGCAUGAGUACCUUGCCACAAGACGAGCAAUGGAUAUUGUUGGAAUAAGUAAAGCAGAGCAGGAAGCAAUUUUCAGGGUUGUUGCUGCUAUUCUUCAUCUUGGAAAUAUUGAUUUUGCAAAGGGAAAGGAAAUUGACUCAUCAACUCCAAAAGAUGACAAAGCCAAAUUCCAUCUUCAAACAGCCGCCGAACUUCUCAAGUGUGAUCCUAUCGCAUUGGAAGAUGCAUUGUGUAAACGUGUGAUGGUCACUCCUGAAGAAGUUAUUAAGAGAAGUCUCGAUCCUCAUAGUGCAGCGGUUAGCAGGGAUGGAUUAGCGAAGGCAACAUAUUCGAGAUUGUUCGACUGGUUGGUAGAUAAGAUUAAUUACUCAAUUGGGCAAGAUGCUAAUUCAAAAUCUCUCAUUGGGGUUCUUGAUAUAUAUGGUUUUGAGAGCUUUAAGAACAACAGUUUUGAGCAGUUUUGCAUUAAUUUUACAAAUGAGAAGUUACAACAACAUUUUAAUCAGCAUGUAUUCAAAAUGGAACAAGAAGAAUACACGAAGGAAGCAAUUAAUUGGAGCUAUAUUGAGUUUGUCGAUAACCAAGAUGUUUUAGAUCUUAUUGAAAAGAAACCUGGUGGAAUCAUUGCUCUUCUUGAUGAAGCUUGCAUGUUCCCAAAAUCAACCCAUGAGACUUUUUCUAAUAAACUCUAUCAGACAUUCAAGAAUAAUAAGCGGUUCGUCAAACCAAAAUUAUCCCGCACAGAUUUUAUUAUUGCACAUUACGCUGGACAGGUUCAAUACCAGUCUGAUCAGUUUUUGGACAAAAAUAAGGACUAUGUGGUUCCUGAGUAUCAGGAUUUGUUAGGAGCUUCCAAAUGUUCUUUUGUGGCAGGACUUUUUCCUCCAUUAGCUGAAGAGACCACAAAAUCUUCAAAAUUUUCUUCAAUUGGUUCACGUUUUAAGUUGCAACUACAACAAUUGAUGGAAACUCUAAAUGCUACAGAACCUCACUACAUUAGAUGUGUUAAGCCAAAUAAUCUUCUGAAACCCGCCAUAUUCGAAAACCAAAACAUUAUACAACAGCUACGUUGCGGUGGUGUUUUAGAGGCAAUUAGAAUCAGUUGUGCUGGAUAUCCGACUCGCCGUCCUUUCUUUGAAUUCUUAAACAGAUUUGGGCUUCUUGCACCUGUGGUUUUGGAAGGAAGUUAUGAAGAAAAGUUGGCUUGUCAAAGGAUUCUCGAAAAGAAGGGGUUGAAAGGUUUUCAGCUAGGUAAAACGAAGGUCUUUCUAAGAGCUGGUCAGAUGGCUGAAUUGGAUGCACGUAGAGCGGAAAUUCUUAGUACUGCAGCAAAAGCUAUACAACGACGCACAAGGACUCAUAUUGCUCGUAAACAUUUUAUAGCUGUGAGAGAGGCUGCCGUUUAUAUUCAAUCUUUAUGUCGAAGUAGACUAGCAUGCAAAAUUUUUGAGACUGUGAAAAGGGAAGCAGCAGCAGUGAAAGUACAGAGAAAUACACUCAGAUACCAAGCUAGAAAAGCAUAUAACACGCUCCGGAUGUCUGUUCUUAUUAUACAAAUAGGUCUGCGGACCAUGGACGCCUGUAACACAUUUAGAUUUAGGAGGCAAACUAAAGCGACAACUGUUAUUCAGGCACGGUGGCGCUGCCAUAAAGAUGCAUUUUAUUACAGAAAGCUAAAGCGGGGAACAAUAGUUGCACAAUGCAGAUGGAGAGGACGAAUUGCAAAACGAGAAUUACGGAAGCUUAAGAUGGCCGCUAGGGAAACAGGUGCGCUCAAAGAGGCUAAAGAUAAGCUGGAGAAACAGCUAGAGGAACUCACAUGGCGCUUGCAGCUUGAAAAGCGUUUAAGGUCUGACCUGGAAGAAACAAAAGCUCAAGAGAUAACAAAGUUGCAAAGUACGAUAGAAGACAUGCAGAAAAAAGUUGAUGAAACUAAUGCGCUGCUUAUUAAGGAACGUGAAGCUGCAAAGAAAGCAAUUGAAGAAGCACCUCCCGUUGUCAAGGAAAUUCCUGUCUAUAUUGAAGAUACCAAGAAAAUUGAAUCUUUGACGGAAGAAAUUGACAAGUUAAAGGAGUCUUUACGAAAUGAACAGGAUUGUUUUGAAGAGUUUCGAAAUAAGUACGCUGAGGCACAAGAAUCUUGUGAAGAGAGUCGUGCAAAAUUAGAAGAGGCAGAAAAAAAAGUUCAUCACUUGCAAGAAUCUCUGCACAGGCUAGAAGAUAAGAUGAAUAAUUUGGAAUCAGAGAAUAAAGUUCUUCGUCAACAGGCGGUAUCAAUAGCACCAAAUAAAUUUCUUUCCGGGCGCUCAAGAUCAAUCAUCCAGAGGAGUGACAGUGGGCAUGCUUUUCUUGAUGCUAAGAUGCAUGUGGAUCUGCAUACCCCAUCAUUUACUGAAGUUGAUGACAAACCUCAAAAAUCACUUAAUGAGAAACAACAGGAAAAUCAGGAGUUGCUCAUUCGUUGUAUUUCUCAGCACUUGGGCUUUGCUGAAAACAGACCAAUAGCAGCCUGUAUAAUAUAUAAAUGUCUUUUGCAUUGGAGAUCAUUUGAGGUUGAAAGAACUGUUAUCUUUGACAGGAUCAUCCAAAGUAUUGGGCAUGCUAUCGAGAAAAUACAAGAUAAUAAUGAUUUGUUGGCUUAUUGGUUGUCAAAUGCUUCUACCCUACUACUGCUCCUCCAGCGUACACUUAAAGCAAGUGGUGCAGCUGCAAUAACUCCUCUACGUCGUAGGUCAUCCUCAGCUACUUUGUUUGGAAGGAUGUCACAGAGCUUUCGAGGAGUACCACCAGGAGUAAAUAUUUCCUUUAUGAAUGGCCUGCCUGGUGGAGUAGAGACUUUACGCCAAGUAGAAGCCAAAUACCCUGCGUUGUUGUUCAAGCAGCAGCUCACGGCAUAUGUAGAGAAAAUAUAUGGAAUGAUAAGAGACAAUUUGAAGAAGGAGAUAUCGCCAUUGCUUGGUUUGUGUAUUCAGGCACCAAGAACUUCCAGAGCAAGCUUAGUUAAGGGAUCAUCACGUUCUGUUACCAAUACAGGGGCCCAACAAGCUUUGAUUGCUCAUUGGCAGGGAAUUGUGAAGAGUCUAGGGAAUUUCUUGGAUACUUUGAAAGCUAAUCAUGUACCCCCUUUCUUAGUCCGCAAGGUGUUCAUGCAGAUAUUUUCUUUCAUCAAUGUUCAAUUAUUUAACAGUCUUCUAUUAAGACGAGAAUGUUGUUCGUUCAGCAACGGGGAAUAUGUGAAAGUGGGACUUGCUGAAUUAGAACAUUGGUGUAGCAAUGCAACUGAAGAGUAUGCAGGUUUAGCAUGGGAUGAGCUCAAGCAUAUAAGACAAGCCAUUGGGUUUCUGGUUAUCCAUCAAAAGCCAAAGAAAACAUUGGAUGAAAUAAGUCAUCAACUUUGCCCAGUCCUCAGCAUUCAACAGUUGUAUCGAAUUAGUACAAUGUAUUGGGAUGACAAGUAUGGCACACAUAGUGUGUCUUCGGAUGUUAUAUCCAACAUGCGGGUGUUGAUGACUGAAGAUUCAAAUAAUGCAGUAAGCAAUUCCUUUCUGCUGGAUGAUGAUUCCAGCAUACCCUUCUCGGUGGAUGAAAUAGCAAAGUCAAUGGAACAGAUAGACAUCUCAGACGUUGAACCACCGCCUCUAAUGGGUGAAAACUCGGGCUUCAGCUUUUUACUCCCGCGCACUGCCUAAACCAAUGAAGUUCUCCAAGUUACAGUUGUAAAUGUUGUUCUUGUAGAAUACUCUAUUUUCUAACACCUUAUGCGUAUUGCUCCAUGAGGCUGGAAAGGAUCAGGGGAUGAACUUAAUAAGUAGAAUGUUUAGCUUUCAUAACUACAAAUUGGUUGGCGAAGUUUAAUUCAAACUGGUGUUAGAUGCAAGUGUCUAGCUAGGGUGAUCACUGGCCGAAACAAAAAUGAAAAGCUUAGGAGAGUUUGAAAAUUAUAUUGAGAGACCUAAUCCUCUUUAGGCCACAGUGAUAUAUGUCACCAGUAAUAAAUGUCCCUUGUUAUUGAGUUCGAAAACAUCGAUUGUAUAGAUUGUAAAAACCAUAAUGAAUAAUGUAUUUGUUUACAAACUUAAGGGGUCACGACAAAUAAAUUAGUUGAAGGACCACAAGUCAGGUUUUGUUUGCAGCUAUAUAGGGUGUUUUGUAAAAUCAAUGCAACCACCAGACUAUUUCUCAAUUUGGUGUCAGUUACAAGACUAGAUCUCUAAAUGU
Striga asiatica is the source of this 9442-nucleotide messenger RNA. The record is from the annotation of a GenBank genome assembly. NCBI's taxonomy places the organism in Eukaryota, Viridiplantae, Streptophyta, Magnoliopsida, Lamiales, Orobanchaceae.